Piliocolobus tephrosceles (Ugandan red Colobus) is the source of this 3210-nucleotide messenger RNA. RefSeq names its product diacylglycerol kinase iota (gene DGKI). Gene Ontology annotation, biological process: phospholipase C-activating G protein-coupled receptor signaling pathway. Gene Ontology annotation, cellular component: glutamatergic synapse; plasma membrane. NCBI's taxonomy places the organism in Eukaryota, Metazoa, Chordata, Mammalia, Primates, Cercopithecidae. The record is from RefSeq and is a predicted model, not a curated record. Gene Ontology annotation, molecular function: ATP-dependent diacylglycerol kinase activity; protein binding.
AUGGAUGCUGCGGGAAGGGGCUGCCAUUUGCUGCCCCUGCCAGCGGCGCGCGGACCUGCCCGCGCUCUUGCAGCCGCCGCCGCCAGCGCCUCCAGCCCGCCCGGCCUCUGCAGCGGGGCCGCCUGCGCUCCCUCCGCGGCCGCCGGAGUGGGCGCCAUGAACCCCAGCUCCUCGGCGGGAGAGGAGAAGGGGGCGACGGGCGGCAGCAGCAGCAGCGGAAGCGGCGCCGGGAGCUGCUGCCUGGGCGCCGAGGGCGGCGCGGAUCCGCUGGGCGCAGGGGCAGCCGCGGCGGUGGGGGCCGCUGCCCUGGACGAGCCCACGGCCGCCGGCCAGAAGGAGAAGGACGAGGCGCUGGAGGAGAAGCUGAGGAACUUAACUUUCCGGAAGCAGGUCUCGUACAGGAAAGCAAUCUCCCGGGCAGGCCUCCAGCAUCUGGCUCCUGCACAUCCCCUCAGCCUUCCUGUGGCAAAUGGUCCAGCCAAGGAGCCCAGAGCGACUUUGGACUGGAGUGAGAAUGCCGUGAAUGGAGAACAUCUGUGGCUGGAGACCAACGUCUCGGGAGACCUAUGCUACCUUGGAGAGGAGAACUGCCAAGUCAGAUUUGCAAAAUCAGCUCUCAGGAGGAAGUGUGCAGUCUGUAAAAUCGUCGUCCACACCGCCUGCAUUGAGCAGCUAGAAAAGAUUAAUUUCAGAUGUAAACCAACAUUUCGAGAAGGAGGCUCAAGGUCACCAAGAGAAAAUUUUGUACGUCAUCACUGGGUGCACAGGCGUCGGCAGGAGGGGAAAUGUAAGCAGUGUGGUAAGGGCUUCCAGCAAAAGUUCUCCUUCCACAGUAAAGAGAUUGUGGCUAUCAGCUGUUCCUGGUGCAAGCAGGCGUUUCACAAUAAAGUGACCUGCUUCAUGCUGCAUCACAUUGAAGAACCCUGCUCCCUGGGGGCUCAUGCUGCUGUUAUUGUCCCACCCACUUGGAUCAUUAAGGUGAAGAAACCUCAGAACUCACUGAAGGCUUCAAAUCGGAAGAAGAAGAGAACAAGCUUUAAAAGAAAAGCCAGUAAAAGAGGGAUGGAACAGGAAAACAAAGGUCGUCCUUUUGUGAUAAAACCCAUCUCUUCUCCUCUCAUGAAACCCUUGCUUGUAUUUGUGAAUCCCAAGAGUGGAGGCAACCAGGGAACCAAAGUCCUGCAGAUGUUCAUGUGGUACCUGAAUCCACGGCAAGUCUUUGAUCUUUCUCAGGAAGGGCCAAAAGAUGCGCUUGAAUUGUAUAGGAAAGUACCAAAUCUGCGAAUUCUGGCCUGUGGUGGGGAUGGAACGGUGGGCUGGAUCCUUUCUAUCCUGGAUGAACUGCAGCUGAGCCCUCAGCCUCCCGUGGGGGUCCUUCCGCUGGGGACUGGGAAUGACCUGGCUAGAACUCUCAACUGGGGAGGGGGCUACACUGAUGAGCCUGUUUCUAAGAUCCUGUGCCAAGUGGAAGAUGGGACAAUUGUACAGCUAGAUCGCUGGAACCUCCAUGUGGAAAGAAACCCCGACUUGCCUCCAGAGGAACUUGAAGAUGGCGUAUGUAAGCUCCCUCUGAAUGUUUUCAAUAACUACUUCAGCCUUGGAUUUGAUGCUCAUGUCACACUGGAGUUCCAUGAAUCCAGAGAAGCAAAUCCAGAGAAAUUCAACAGUCGUUUUCGAAAUAAAAUGUUCUAUGCAGGGGCAGCUUUUUCUGACUUCCUACAGAGAAGUUCUAGAGAUCUGUCCAAACAUGUUAAAGUUGUUUGUGAUGGAACAGAUCUCACCCCAAAGAUUCAGGAACUGAAGUUCCAGUGUAUAGUAUUUUUAAAUAUACCCAGAUAUUGUGCUGGCACAAUGCCCUGGGGAAACCCAGGAGAUCACCACGAUUUCGAACCUCAGCGUCAUGAUGAUGGUUAUAUUGAAGUCAUUGGAUUUACCAUGGCCUCUUUGGCAGCCCUGCAAGUUGGGGGCCAUGGAGAGAGGCUACACCAGUGUCGAGAAGUCAUGCUUCUAACUUACAAAUCCAUCCCCAUGCAAGUGGAUGGGGAGCCCUGUAGGUUGGCCCCAGCUCUGAUUCGGAUCUCCCUGAGGAAUCAGGCCAACAUGGUACAGAAGAGCAAGAGGAGAACAUCCAUGCCUUUACUUAAUGAUCCCCAGUCUGUCCCAGAUCGUCUGAGGAUCCGGGUGAACAAAAUCAGUUUGCAAGACUAUGAAGGAUUCCACUAUGACAAGGAGAAACUCCGGGAAGCUUCUAUUUCAGACUGGUUAAGAAAUGCUGGGGAACUAGUGCAGUCAUUUGGAGCGAUACCUCUGGGUAUUCUAGUUGUACGUGGAGACUGUGAUUUGGAGACUUGCCGUAUGUACAUAGACCGCCUACAGGAGGACCUACAGUCAGUUUCUUCUGGCUCCCAGAGAGUUCAUUACCAGGACCAUGAAACCUCCUUCCCCAGGGCUCUCUCAGCACAGAGGCUCUCCCCUCGGUGGUGCUUCCUAGAUGACAGAUCUCAGGAACAUUUGCACUUUGUGAUGGAGAUUUCCCAAGAUGAGAUUUUUAUUCUGGACCCAGAUAUGGUGGUGUCACAGCCAGCGGGGACACCUCCCGGCAUGCCUGACCUGGUGGUGGAGCAAGCCUCAGGGAUCUCAGACUGGUGGAAUCCUGCCCUGCGGAAACGCAUGCUGAGUGACAGUGGGCUGGGGAUGAUAGCUCCCUAUUAUGAGGACUCAGAUCUGAAAGAUCUCAGCCACUCCCGCGUGCUACAGUCACCAGUCUCUUCAGAAGAUCAUGCAAUUUUGCAGGCAGUAAUAGCUGGUGAUCUUAUGAAGCUAAUAGAAAGCUAUAAAAAUGGAGGCAGUCUGCUAAUUCAGGGACCAGAUCACUGUUCACUCCUUCACUACGCAGCUAAAACCGGCAACGGGGAGAUUGUGAAAUAUAUCCUUGACCACGGACCUUCCGAGUUAUUGGAUAUGGCAGACAGUGAAACGGGUGAGACUGCACUGCACAAGGCUGCCUGCCAGCGGAACCGGGCUGUGUGCCAGCUUCUGGUGGAUGCAGGAGCAUCUCUGAGAAAGACGGACUCCAAGGGUAAGACACCUCAAGAGAGAGCACAGCAGGCUGGGGACCCAGACUUGGCUGCUUACCUAGAAAGCCGUCAGAACUAUAAGGUCAUUGGCCAUGAGGACCUGGAAACUGCUGUUUGACCCUGGUAUUCGGGC